CGCUGCGGCUGGUAGCGCUUUGUUCGCGCGUGAGCCUGCGGGGAGCUCGUGCAGGCGUGUAGCGAUACCCCUAAUGUUAAAGAGCGAAAGGCGGCUUACUCUGCCGCUUGCGGUAGGCAGCAUCUUAAACCAGGGUGCCUCUGUGAAACAAGACCGCUGCUGCUGCUUUGGCAGUCGUAACGGUGUAUCUGUUAGUGGCGUACCCUGCGGAGAAUCGGCUGUGUGCACUUCCCGAAAGAGCCAAAAAGAGCGAACAAGAGCUAAAAGAUGAAGAAAUGGAAUUGUUCACAAAAUAUUACAUGGAAUGGAAAGGAGGAAGAAAAAGUGACAAUACAUCAUAUACAAACAUACCACGAUUUUACUACAGGCUGCCAGCUGAAGAUGAAGUCUUGCUUCAGAAAUUAAGAGAAGAAUCUAGAGCAGUUUUUCUGCAAAGAAAAAGCAGAGAGCUGUUGGAUAAUGAAGAGCUGCAGAAUCUGUGGUUUCUACUGGACAAACAUCAGACAUCACCAGUGAUUGGGGAAGAAGCAAUGAUCAACUAUGAGAACUUCUUGAAAGUUGGUGAAAAAGCUGGACCUAAAUGCAAACAGUUCUUCACAGCCAAGAUCUUUGCUAAAUUACUCCAUAAUGAUCCUUAUGGGAGGAUAUCUAUCAUGCAGUUUUUCAAUUAUGUCAUGCGAAAAGUGUGGCUUCAUCAGACAAGAAUAGGUCUCAGUUUAUAUGAUGUGGCGGGACAGGGCUACCUCAGAGAAUCAGAUUUAGAAAACUAUAUUUUGGAACUUAUCCCCACUUUGCCACAACUGGAUGGUUUAGAAAAAUCUUUUUAUUCCUUCUAUGUCUGCACAGCAGUUAGAAAGUUUUUCUUCUUUCUGGAUCCUCUCAGAACAGGGAAGAUAAAGAUACAGGACAUUUUAGCUUGCAGCUUCCUGGAUGACUUGCUGGAGUUAAGGGAUGAAGAACUUUCUAAAGAAAGUCAGGAAACAAAUUGGUUUUCUGCUCCUUCUGCAUUAAGAGUUUAUGGCCAGUACCUAAACCUUGAUAAAGAUCACAAUGGCAUGCUCAGCAAAGAAGAACUGUCCCGGUAUGGAACAGGGACUCUAACCAACAUAUUUUUGGAUCGUGUCUUUCAGGAAUGCUUAACUUAUGAUGGUGAAAUGGACUAUAAAACCUACCUGGACUUUGUGCUUGCAUUAGAAAACAGAAAGGAGCCUGCAGCUCUGCAAUAUAUUUUCAAACUGCUUGAUAUAGAGAACAAAGGAUAUCUGAAUGUCUUUUCCCUUAAUUAUUUCUUUAGGGCUAUUCAGGAACAAAUGAAAAUCCAUGGACAAGAACCAGUUUCUUUUCAAGAUGUCAAGGAUGAAAUCUUUGAUAUGGUGAAGCCUAAGGAUCCUUACAAAAUCUCCCUUCAAGACUUAAUCAAUAGCAGUCAAGGAGACACUGUUACCAGCAUCCUGAUUGAUCUGAAUGGGUUCUGGACGUACGAGAACAGAGAGGUCCUUGUGGCAAGUGAUAAUGACAACACUGCUGAUGUUGAUGAUACAUGACUUUGAACAGGAGCAGACUGUAUCCAUAGAGAUAUCCCAAUCUGAUGCACCAACUCUUGGAAGCUGGAAACGUGAAUUGUCUGAAUCAAUGCCUCUUCCAUUUUACUUCCCCUCCCUUCUCCCCAUGCUCCCCACGCUGGCCAUGUAUAAUACAAAAUGUGGUACAUACAGGAAUCACAGAACUAAUUUCUGAAACAAAAAAAGCAAGUGUUGUUUAAGGGGUAAAAAAUAGCUGCUUUUUUUUUUUUUUUUUUUAAAUAAAUAUUUUUGGACUUUUUCCUGGUGUACCAAGCCCUACUGUUAUUUGAAUACCCUAUUCUGAAUGUGAAUCCACCCAGAAAGUAAGGGUGUGGUUCUUGGUCUCUUCAGCACUGGCCUGUAUCCACGUGGCCAUCCCAAGCCUCCUGCUGCAUUCUGUAUGGCUUCCUCUAACAAUAGCACUGUUGAGCAAUCUUUUCUAGAGGCAGUUUUCAGUAAGAUGUAGAAUUUAGGCCUUCUUCUUCUGUGUGUGUCCAGCUUUUAAGUGUCUAGUAGAAAGAAGUAAAUAACUAUUGACUGAAUAGUUACCUAAUUCUUAAGAGGUUCAUUAGCAGAAAUAAAGCUGCACUAGUUUUAGGUCUAUUUAAAACUAAUCCAAACACCUGUGUAAAGGCUUUCAGCAACUUAACCUCCCGUGCAAGUAUUUUAUGUAAUUUAACUUAAUUGUACAGUUGAGCUACAGCAGUAAUUAAAACAGUAAAAUUCAACUUUCAGAUAAAACUACACUAGCUCCAGGCCAGAGAUGGUUGCAGUCCUGUGUUACUUACUAGUUUGAAGUAAUGCUGAACACAUGUAUGUUAACAAGUAUUACAUGGGAUUGUAAGGAAGGGGUAGCAGUAGUAUAUCUUGAAUUUCAGUGCUUGAAUAUUUCACCAGGCUGUGUGACUCAGUGAAGAUGACAACAGUGAACAGGCACGUGCCGCUCUGUGCAGGUGUAGUUUCAGAGACCAGAGAGUUUUAAAGGAAAAGCCAUAGCCAACUUCCAGUUCAAAAAUUAUAUUAAAUAUAAAAUAACAGAUUAAUGCAUUUACAGAAAAAUUAAACCAUUAUGAAAGUAAUCACUUUCAUACAGUUUGCAAAAAACUGAAGGAAGGAUUAAGUUAAGGCACAGUGAGUUGUACGGUAUUUUAUACAAAGAAGUUUAAACCCAAGGCAGUGAGAGCAUUUCUGAUGCAACAGAUAGUAAGGAGAAGGGAUAAAAAACCAGCGCAAAUGACAUUAAUUUCUUGGCAGAAAAGCAAAGCAUCCUUCAGCUGUAGAGGUUUUAUUCUUGAGCUAUGUGAGGCUUUCUACCAUUGACAGUAUAAGAACUCCCAACAAGCUCUUGUUCUAUGUAUUCCCCAGGUGUAGAAUCAAGUUCUCCCUUGCAGCUGGUCUGGGCUAAGGAAGGAUUUUACACAGCUGUCUUCAAAAAGAGGCAAAGAACAGAGUAUCAAAACAGGUGGAAUAGAGCUGAUGAUUGAAUCCUCCUCAGAAGAUUAUGUAUAGUACUGGAAUGCUAAGGGCAGAUAAGAGGAGAAGGAAUUUGUGCUCUCCAGGACACCAGUUCAGGCAGAGGGCUGGCUGAAAUACAAACUGAACUCUGGAAACUAUUAGCCGAGUUACCUGGCCUCUGAUGUUACAGCUGGCUCUUUAGUUAGUAGGUAGUGGGACCAGGGCCAGGGACACAUGAUGAGAGCCAACACAAAAUUUCACUGAAGAUUUUUUUGUUUUAGAAAUCUCAAAGUCAGAAUUAAUGUAUCACAUGGUAACUAGUGCAGGUUCUCUGCUCCUUUAGCUACAACGAUUUUCUAUAGAAAGUGACUGGGGCACUGACAUCUGGUUGUCACAAAGUAAACCAUUCACCUUUUACAAGCCACAAGUAGAAUGAUACCCGUUGCAGUACAACAGCCUUAAUUGGUAUCUAGGGCUACUUAAAAACUCUGGAGGGAUCUGCAUUUCACUUAAAAAUAAAAACUACUGUUGUUGCAGUAUUGCAACAGUGUGUUUUGUUUAUUUAAGAAAAAUGAAGAAUCCCAAGACUAGUUUUGUUGAUUUCUAGUUAUUUACGUAUUCUGUGUUAGAGGGGGGAAAAAUAUCUGCAGUGGCACAUCCCUUACUGGUAAUUUAACAUUAAACAAAUAAUCUCUUUAGGUUAAUCAAGUAUACUGACUCAGAUAAUCUAUGUCCAAAAAAGUUUUCAUAGUUCUAGAUCAGUACCAUACACAGUGUCCACUGCAUUCAGUAUAAUUUAACAAGACUUUAGUUUAUUUCCCAGGACCAUUCAGAGCACUUAACGUAUUCAGGCAAGUGGGUCUCUUAAUUCUUGGACUGAGAACAUCUUACACUGAUGCUAGUUCUGUACUCUGCUGCAGCACGGAAUGGUGCAGAUGAGCACUAUUAGCCUCCAAGAGUGCUGGUAGUUGGUAAUAAAUUCUUACGGGUGUUUACGACCUCCUUUAAAGUUGGUUUGGGUUUUUUUUUAAUUAAAAAAAACCCCGAAGCCAGUGAACCCCUAAAUCUAAUCGACAUUAAAUCUAAUGUUAUCUCUCGUGUUAAACAACAACAAAAAAAAAUA
Molecule: messenger RNA, 4140 nt
Organism: Tyto alba (common barn owl)
Lineage: Eukaryota; Metazoa; Chordata; Aves; Strigiformes; Tytonidae
Gene: PPP2R3C
Product: protein phosphatase 2 regulatory subunit B''gamma
Exons: 13
Coding region: 276-1544 (422 amino acids)
Biological process (GO): positive regulation of B cell differentiation; microtubule cytoskeleton organization; cortical cytoskeleton organization
Cellular component (GO): spindle; centrosome
Source: RefSeq, a predicted model, not a curated record